AUUUCCUGUUGCUCCAUUAUACCAUCAAGACUAGUCAGACCACAUACUAACAUUUGGUUCUUGUGCAGACCGUCAUGGGACCCGGGUGAUGAAUUUAGUGAUUCAUUGCCAUUUGAUGGUUUCUCGUUUGCGUUUUUGGGACUUGAGCGGUGUGGCACCACUUUCAACUAUGAACCUUCGGACGCCUGGAACCCGACUCAACAAGUCUCGGAUCCCUUCCAUACCAUGCAGCAACUGCGUCCAGAACGAGCCAACAGUGUCCCAGUUACCCAAGUGAGCCUCCCAUCUUUGUCGCAAGGUAGCACAGAUAACCAAGCAAUCGAGCGACCAAUUAACCUGGCGCAAAACACAGAGGACGAAGAGCGCCCUCACAGGUGCACUGCACGAGGCUGUAACGUCCGCGGCUUCAAAAAGCAAACGGAUCUUCGGCGUCACCAAGGUACACAUGGCAAUCCUUUGUUCUUUUGUCCCGUGACAACCUGCAAAGCUCACACCAAGGGAUUCAAACGCAAAGAUAACCUUAGGGAACAUCGGAAACGAGUGCACGAUGCAAAUGCACGCGCUUCCGAUGUUCGGGCCGAUGAUUUGAAGCAGGCUUUACGAGCCGCAUCAAGCGAAGAUGAAGAAAUGGAAGACUCGAGCUCGGUACAGGUGCCGGCGAAUAUGCAAAACGGUUCUAUGGUCGAUGCACCGGCUAAAUCGGUUCUCUUAGCAAAGCUCGUGGAGUUACGUACCUCACGAGAAAGAUUCAUUUUUGAGAGAGACGAAGAGAUCAAGGCAGUUGAGACGACUUUGUCUUUGAUAAAAACCUACUCACAUUAG
This is a messenger RNA of Botrytis fragariae, 822 nucleotides long. RefSeq names its product putative c2h2 transcription factor protein. Gene Ontology annotation, cellular component: nucleus. Lineage: Eukaryota; Fungi; Ascomycota; Leotiomycetes; Helotiales; Sclerotiniaceae. The transcript is spliced from 4 exons. The annotation marks the transcript as partial. Gene Ontology annotation, biological process: regulation of transcription by RNA polymerase II. The record is from RefSeq and is a predicted model, not a curated record.